UAUCCGGUCUCUAUACGAAAAGGCUGCUGCAGAAAAAUGCAAGUGCAAAGAUAACGAGGCAGUCUGUGUUAUUGGAAGCACACAAACGUCGCCAUGGCCAAGAGCAAAGCCUGGCUCCGUUCGGAGAAAAGCGGCUACUGAAGCUGUCGGCUCCCCGGCGAAUAAACGCGGAAGGAACGGAGGAAUGGAUUCUACGGCCACAGUGCAAGCAAAUAAAGACAGCGAGUGGACCGAGGUCAAAAAGAAGGAAAAACGGCCCAAACCGAAGAAUGUUGCCACCACAGGAAAACUGAGGCCAGACGCAAUCAUCAUAGAGAAAAAAGGUGAAAGCUCGUAUGCCGACAUCCUAAAAAAGGUUAAGAGUGAUGAGAACUUUAAGAGUUUCGGGGAUUCCGUAUCCAAAAUACGACGCACCCAGAAAGGCGAUCUUCUUAUCGAACUCGCGAAAUCAUGCCCAAAGUCGGCGGAAUUAAAGGCCCUUGUGAGUGCUACCCUAGGGGACGAUGCUUCGGUAAAGACAUUUACUCACCGAAUCCUGGUAGAAUGUAAAGACAUCGAUGAGGUUACAACCAAAGAAGAGGUAUACAAUGCUAUUAAAUCAUUGCCUGGUCUUGAAGGUAUUGAGAGUUCAGAUAUAACUGGUCUGCGCCCUGCUUAUGCUGGCACUCAAACAGCUACUAUUAGCUUACUUGCUCCAAAAGCUAAGAAACUGUACAGUAAAGGUAGGAUGGGUUAACUGUCGCAUCCGCGAAAGGGUCCAGCUGAAAAGUGC
Rhagoletis zephyria (snowberry fruit fly) is the source of this 772-nucleotide messenger RNA. RefSeq lists its product as uncharacterized. Lineage: Eukaryota; Metazoa; Arthropoda; Insecta; Diptera; Tephritidae. The record is from RefSeq and is a predicted model, not a curated record.